This is a messenger RNA of Hippoglossus stenolepis (Pacific halibut), 5094 nucleotides long. It is a transcript of the gene nfe2l1b, whose product is annotated as nfe2 like bZIP transcription factor 1b. NCBI's taxonomy places the organism in Eukaryota, Metazoa, Chordata, Actinopteri, Pleuronectiformes, Pleuronectidae. Gene Ontology annotation, cellular component: nucleus. Gene Ontology annotation, biological process: regulation of transcription by RNA polymerase II. Bases 662 to 3067 code for a protein of 801 amino acids. Gene Ontology annotation, molecular function: DNA-binding transcription factor activity, RNA polymerase II-specific; RNA polymerase II cis-regulatory region sequence-specific DNA binding. The transcript is spliced from 6 exons. The record is from RefSeq and is a predicted model, not a curated record.
GAUGAGGAGCUUCCUGUCACUCUGCAAAAAAAAAACAAAAAAAAACAACAACAACACACACACACGUCUGUAAAGCGACGAACAAACAUGGCGACGCGUGUUUAAACCAGCGCGGAGGUUCUUGCGCGACGAGGGAUCGGAACACGCAAGUUAGCCGCGGAGCUAACGUCGUUGCGCGGCGUAGAGAAGGAGGGAGGAGCCGGAGACUCCCUCGUUCACCUUCAGCAGCGCCCACAUGAAGUAGUAGAAGGGUGGGGUGAUGCCUGCGUGCUCUCCACCUCUCAAUGAAGAACGACCAGCCGACAUCUCGUCUCCAGUCUCGGGAGGAUGGAGCCACCGCAGCGGGCUAGCUAGUCCUCGUUUCCCCCCUCGUUUAAUCCACACGUGCUAAAUGUAGGAAGGGAUCAGAGGCUGAGACCCUUAUGAAGAAGAGGAGGAAAGAUCUGAGCACCACCUGGACUCCAGUGGAAACCUGGAUCUGAAACUCCUGCAGAAGAACCCCCCCCCUCUCUCGCUGUGUCCGUUCACUUUUCACGUUCCCCCGUCUCCGUCUCCAUCUUCUCGUGCGAGCGCAGGAGGGUAGGUCCAAGGAAGCCGUCCCCCCACCCCUUUUGUUUUUUUUUUAGUUUUUACUUUCACCUUUUUGUGACUUUGUAAAGAAAUGCUUUACCUGAAAAAGUACUUCACAGAGGGCCUGAUUCAGUUCACCAUCCUUCUGAGUCUCCUUGGGGUGCGGGUGGACCUUGACAGCUACCUAAGCAAUCAGCUCCCCCCACUGAGAGAGAUCAUCCUGGGCCCCAGCUCAGCCUACACCCAGACACAGUUUCACAACCUCCGCAACACGCUGGACGGCUAUGGCAUCCAUCCGAAGAGUGUGGACCUGGACCAUUUCUUCACCACUCGGCGGCUGCUGAACCAGGUGCGCCAGCUGGAUCGCCUCUCCGUGCCCAGCACCGAGCUCAACACUUGGCUAGUGCACCGGGACUCUGAGACUGUGGUGUCCGCCAGCAGCCAGUCCAGCGCCACCAUCACCCUGGACAAUGGGGCCGGCCUCGAGGACGUAGACAGCCCUGACGCUACCCCGGCCAUGAGGGGAGGAAGUGGAGCGCCUGAAUCCACCUACAACCUGAACGCAGCGGACAGCAGCCUGGGAGCCGUGGCCCCGGAGGGCAACCAGGAGCAGGGGACCAGGGACGGCAACGACGACCUCACGAAAGAGGACAUUGACUUGAUUGACAUCCUGUGGCGACAGGACAUCGACCUUGGCGCGGGAAGAGAAGUGUUCAACUACAGCAACCGUCAGAAGGAGAGCGAGGAGGAGAAGCCCAGCCUGCAGGAGAGCAAAGAAAGGAACAAGGAGCAGGAGAGCUGGAGAAAUGGAGUCAACCUCCAAGGGGCUCAGCCGGUGGACGGGGAGACUGGAGAGAGCAUUCCAGAGCAGCUCCCAGCUCUCGGCUCCCAGACGUCACUUUCUCUACAAGAAUGUCUGAGGCUGUUGGAGGCCACUUUCCCUUUUGGAGAAGAAUCUGAGUUUCCAGCCCCGGUUGUCGCUCCAGAAAUAGCUGUUACCACUGAUGAAGUUCCGUCGACGUCUCAGGCCGUUCCUCUGGCGCCACCGCCCCCCCCAGCGGAGCCCCAGUUAGACCUGGAGCAGCAGUGGCAGGACAUCAUGGCCAUCAUGGAGCUACAGGCAAUGGAAGUGAACAACACGCUCCAAACCGACUCCAGCAGCGUUAGUGGAACAUCUGAGGCAACCGAUUCCAACACGACAGGAAGUUUUGGACUCGCUCCUCGCCCAACGCCGAUUAACCAGGAUGUCAGCCUCCACCAGGCCUCCCUCCCCAGCUGCAGCCAAGACUUCCCCCAGAUUUUCGGCCCCCAGUUGGACACUGUUAGCAUCCCCCCAAGAACCCCCAUGCUCAGACUUUCUUCUAACAACUCCACCAACAUCAACUCCACAUUCGGAGCCACCAACCUGACAGGGAUCUUUCUCCCUCCGCACAUAAACAGCUCCAGUAGCAAUGUUACGUCCACACCCAUCCUGCCCGAUCCCUUCAGCACCCUGCUGGAGGAGUCCAUGCUGGAUGAGAUCAGCUUGUUGGACCUUGCCAUGGAGGAGGGCUUCAGCCAGGCCCAGGCUUCCCAGCUGGAGGACGAGCUUGACUCAGAUUCUGGUCUUUCCCUGGACUCCAGCCACAGCCCGGCGUCGCCAAGCAGCUCGGAGACUUCCUGCUCCUCUGUAGCUUCCUCCUCCUCAACGUCUGCCACCUUCUCUGAGGAAGGAGCUGUGGGAUACAGCUCCGACUCUGAGGUAGCCACUGUGGAGCCGGAGGAAGGUGCUGUCGGUGGUUACCAGCCCGGUUACAGUAAGCUGUGCCGUAUGAGCUAUCAGGACCCCUCCCAAUUCCACAGCCUCCCUCAGCUCGACAGCAUCAGCCACAAUCAUACCUACAACCUGCCGCUCUCCUCUGCUUUCACCGAGCACCCAGAGCUGCCCAUAUCAUCCGUGAAGAAAUCUGUCCGUGACAAAUCGAGCUCAAAGCUUCAGCCUGCUCAUGACUUGCUCGAUAAGCACGCCAGCCGCGAUGAGCGCCGAGCCCGCUCCAUGAAAAUCCCCUUCUCCAACGAAAAGAUCAUCAACCUGCCUGUUGAAGAGUUCAACGAGCUUCUCGCCAAGCACCACCUGAGUGAACCCCAGCUCGCCCUCAUCCGUGACAUCCGCAGGCGUGGCAAGAACAAGAUGGCGGCCCAGAACUGCCGCAAGCGCAAACUGGACACCAUCAUAAACCUGGAGCAGGGCGUCCAAGACCUGAGGCGCAACAAGGCGCGGCUGCUGAAGGAGAAGAUGGAGUUCAUUCGUUCCAUCCGGCAGAUGAAGCAGAAAAUGCAAAGUCUGUACCAGGAGGUGUUCACUCAGCUUCGAGACGAGGAGGGCCGGCCCUAUCCUCCCAGCGAGUACUCGCUGCAGUACAGCGCUGACGGCAGCGUGCUGAUCAUGCCCCGGUGCAUGACGGCGGCCGAGCAGAACCGUAAACCAGAGAAAAAACAGAAGGACAAAAAGAAGUGAGGGGAAGAAACUGCUGUUUAUUCUAUCACUUUGCUAAAAUCAGUAAGAAAGAUUUCUGCAGAAGCAAGAGAGAUGUCCUUUUUUCCUUUAAGAAGAUUCUGUUGAGUAGAAAAACGGCAUUGUUGACUACUCCUCCUGCGUUAGUUUCUCCCUUUUCAUUCUGUUCCUGCAUUUUUUUUCCUGUAAAAACUUCCACGCAGAAGUAGCUCUUCGUUUGAGUACUGAUAUUUCAUUAUUUGGACGGGGAGGGGGGGGACGAUAAGCGGGGAGAGGAGGAAUGUGAAAGGACAUAAAACGAGCUAUGAGAAAAAAAAAAUUUAGCUGCUCUUGAUCCUUUUGCACCAAACCACUAAGGAUGAAGAAGAUUGGUGUUGAGAGGAAGGAACACAGUCGACGAGGAGAAGCUAUGCACUGAAGGUUUUAAAGGACUAACAGGUCGCAUCCCACCCUGGAGACUUCUAGUGGUUUUCACUGAAGCUUUAAUGUUGCAAGUCUUCAGGCAAAGAGCAGCGUCAGUGGUCGGAGUUUAGAUACCAAAGGCUAAAGGAAGUCCAUCGUGUGUGGGGACGUCGGUAAAUACUGUACAAACUAGGGUUGUAUGGGGCGUCUUGCUUGAGCUGAACACAUUUGAAACGCUCAAACACUGCGCUCGUUAUUCUGUAGGUUUGCGUCACAGAUCCCCAGUUUCUCGAGUCGGUUUGCGAGCGGCGUCCAAGUCCAGAAGGACCUAAAGAGAUUGGGUUUGACGGGUGGAAGUCGGUUAUGAGACGAGGGAGGUGUCGGAGGCUGAAGUGUUCCCGGGUUAGGCCACUGAUUUAAAAGAGAGAAGCCCUGCGAGAGGAGGAGAUGUAUGUUUUAGGGAGGAGGCACACUGCAUUGCAAAAUGUAUCUACUUCCUUAUGAAUUAUACAUAGCACUGUAAUUUGUCUUUUAAAAGGCUUGGCUAUAUGCAUUUUGCCGUGUCUGUCGCUAUUCCUUCGCCGCCGGUUUAAGUACGGGAGCUGCGUUUAGGAAGGCUCUUAUUAACUGUUCAUAAUCUGUAGUAUAAGCAAGGUUAUAGGUCUCGCCACAUCAGCUUUACAUAGAAGUCUACAUCCUCUUUGUUGAUUUGAAAGCUUUGCACAGAGCCUGUAAUCAUUGUCGAGGAUACGACGCUGUGACGAGCCAGGAGUUACCGCCGACUCUCACAGGUCGAAAACUGGAUUUAUUUAUUUCCUGCGAUGCCUUUUUGAGCAUUAACUUAAAACACUUGUUGCCGUGGUUUAGCGACAUCCCUUUUAUUUGCCAAUUGAAAGCCACUUGAGGCGAUUUCUUUUUAAACUGCUGUAAAGCCAAGUUGUUUGGCCGAGUCCUGUGUUUUUCAGUUUUUUUUUUGUGUUGAACCCACAAAGUGAGCCAAGUUGUUGUGAGGUAAAAAUACUUUGAAUGCGUGAAAUGACGGCGUGUGUCGUUGCCACUUUGAGUCGAAUGCCUUUUAGAUUUCACAAUCUCUCUAUCUUCACCUUUAAGGUUUUGAGAAGCGAAGAAACGCGUUCUCAGAGUAGAAGUGCUAUUACUUGUCUAUUUGAAUGAUGUUCGUCGGUACGUAUGUUUCAUCACCCUCUGUGAAAAUACAGUUAAAAACAGGUCGGUCGUCGCAGCUGAGGUAGAAGUUAGGCUAGAAUACUUUACAAGAGGCCGAACAGAACACGCUACAUUAAGAUGAUGUCCAAAUAAUGUUUCUGAAAGAAAGAGAAAUGUCCAUUAAAUGUGAUUAUCAGGCAUGAAACUCCGGUUAUCAUUCACUUCAGUGUAACCCAGUGCAGCACCAACUAUUUAGUACUGCUACUACUUACUGCACUUUCUUUUCCGUUUGUCUCGUUCUGUAAAUAUUUUCAUGUUUGUUUGUCCUGAUUUUAAGACGUUGGUCAAAUGUCUCCAUCACAGUCUCACCCUCUGCUUUGAGUUUGGAUGUAGUUUCCUGUUUUGAGAUAUUUGCUGGCAAUCAAGAAUUGUUUUUAUUGAUUAAUAAAGUGUUUUUAUUUUCA